This is a messenger RNA of Engraulis encrasicolus (European anchovy), 3999 nucleotides long. RefSeq lists its product as uncharacterized. The transcript has 16 exons. Gene Ontology annotation, molecular function: single-stranded DNA binding; ATP hydrolysis activity. The record is from RefSeq and is a predicted model, not a curated record. Lineage: Eukaryota; Metazoa; Chordata; Actinopteri; Clupeiformes; Engraulidae. Gene Ontology annotation, cellular component: condensed nuclear chromosome. The coding region runs from base 249 to 3725 and encodes 1158 amino acids. Gene Ontology annotation, biological process: resolution of meiotic recombination intermediates.
UUGCAGCCAGUCAUGACCAUUCUAGAGGAGCAAGCAUUCCAACGGGUCCAGCAAAUCAAGUCAGCAGUACUACUACCGCUCUCCUCACCGAUGACAAAAGGGAGGACAGGCCUGGGAUUCAGGAGACCGGAAGUGGACAGGACAACAGCCGCAGCAGGGUGAUACCUGUCCAAGCCACAGAGAGUCAGCUGCUGGCCCUGCGUGAGGUGUGUGCUCUGGGUGAGCCGUGCUUGUCGCGUGCGCUGGCCAUGGGCCUGAGUGCCACCGGGGGCUGCCGGGACUUCUCCAGCCUGGACACAGAGCGCAGCCACUUCCUGCUCAAGCAACAGCAGAAGCAGCUCGCCAGCAACCCAGACCUAGAGCAGCUGUAUGUGGAGGUGGCUCUGCUGCACACCCUGGCCACCGUUAAGGAGCUGCUGCUGCAGUGUGGAGUCAGCAACGCAUGUGAUUACCUGGCGAAGGCCAAGAAGGCCCAUGAGACUGAGGAGCUGGAUCGGCUGCAUAAGCGUGUGCUGCUGCUGCAGUGCCUGGGCCAGAAGAACAGCGAGCCCGACCCCAAACUCACGCAGCUGCAGGCCGUCAUGAGCACCUGGCUGCAGGCCGUCUCCACACGCCCAGGACUGUCCAAAGUGCUGCUUCUGACCUCCACCAACGUUGACUCUCUGAGGUCUCUCCUGAUUGGAAGCCUAAACCAGAUAUCAGGUGAGGGUGUGGUGGAUGCAGUGGUGCCUACAGGGGACUCCUCUUACGUGGACGGCAAGAAAGUCUUGAAUUGCCUAAGAUGCAGCAGCUGGGUAGUGGUGUGCAGUCAGCACCUGGGCCCUGACUUCCCCUGGAGCUCCUUCUCCCAGGUGGUGGAGUAUGAGGGGCUGGCCAGCUCGCCGUGGCCCUCUAUCUGCAGGGAAAGGAACAUCAGACACGUCUCCUUCACCACCAUCCUCCCCACCUCAGAGACAGGCGGUGUAGUCUUCCCAACUUCCUGCACCGAUCUGGACAGAAUCCCUUUCACACUGUUUGUGACAGAAGGUCUGCUGGGUCGUUCGUCCUUGCUGCUCACCCUGGAGUCAGAGUACAACCUGACCAUGAUCGAAAGGAGCCUUUCUCCCUCCCUGAGGAAGCUGGGCAAGGCUGAUCAGUGUGCCGUCAUCACGGUGGAUGAGAGCACUGCCGUGCUGCUCCAGGAGGUGAAGGAGCUGACUGUGGAGCGUGCCAGUGAGCAGGUGGUGAUGCGUCUGAUUGGCCUCUCUCUGCAGUACACCUGCUGCUGGCUCCUCAUACACAUACCCAGCGCAGAGUACGCAUGCAUCUCUCAGGUCAUUCUGGACAACUUGGCGUUAAUCUACUCAGCAGUUGUACUUCUUGGGAUGAAGUCUGAAGAGUUUACUGUAAAGGUCUUAGUGGUGUCGGAGGAAGAGCAGCUCGCCCGAUGGAUCUACCAGAUAGCCCAGCACACCAUGAUGUCAUCAGAGCGUGAUCCUCUCGCUUAUCUGGACAGGGAUUGGCUCUCUGUGGUGCCCUCCGAGGAGGAGAACUGCCUGGUGUGCUUCCCAAGCGUGAGUCCCCUGGUUGCCCAGACGAUGCUGCAUAGAGCCCCCUCGUUGCUAUGGCUACUGGGGGCGUCCCUCGAUCAGCUACAGCAGCUGCUGCCAGAGGUCCCGCAGAAAGUCAUCAAGCUCUUCACGGAAACUUCAGGGCUGUAUGCUCUGGGGCCCUCUCCCCAUAGGCCAAAGUCUGUUCCUGAUCCCGAGUCCCAGCACAGGCCACAGCCUGGUCUCCCUGAGACUGGACAGGCCACUGGACACACUAGCAGCAGCAGCAACAGCACACACGAGCACUGGGCCCUGACCAUUGAGAACUCUCCUGAAGAGGACCAGACGACGUCCUGCUUUGGUCAGACUCAGAAUAACACCGGGCAAGAUGGCGUUGCCCUCUUCGGGAGUUCUGGGACAGGUCAGGCCGAUGCGUUUUUCCAGAGAAUAGAGAAUUUGGGGCAAACUCAAAAAACAAAUGGCGGUUUGAACGAUGAUGUCUGGGCGUCGGCCUUAAAGACGAAGCCUGCAGAGGAACUCUCUGGAGCCUACUACAGUCAUGAACCCCAACGAGAUGGGUUCCUACUUAACAACACUGCUGUAGGAGAAAGACAGGGUGAUGCCCUUUUCCACAAAGGGACCGGGAAUUUCGUUCAAACAGGGAAUUUCGGCACUAGUCCGAGCGAGGCGUUCUUCGAUAAGACUAACGGGUGGCGGGAGAAAAAAAGCUUCAGUCCAAGUCCGAAUGGCGUGUUCCAGAGGCAAGAGGAAAAUGGGAAGACUGUUCGAGGACAUCAGGGGGAUUCCAUUUUCCACAAAGGGACCGGGAAUUUCGGUGUUAGUCCAACUGAUUCAUUCUUUGACAAGAUAAACGGGUGGCGGGAGAAAGACAGUUCUAGUCCAAGCCCAAAUGGUAUUUUCCAGAGGCAAGAAGAGGAUAGGGGGAAGACUGUGUCUUUCACUGCAGGCCAGAGUUAUGGCGAUUUUGAGAGGCGGGCGGACUUUGCACAGGCAGGGAAUUCCAGCGUACGUCAAAGUGAAGCUUGUUUUGACGGGAAGGAGAGUUGGGAGCAAACCGACCGUUUUAAUGCAGGUCAAAGUGCUACAGACUUCAUGAGACAGGAAAAUUCGGGGAAAACUGGACAUUUCAGUACAGGUCAAAACAGUGAGUUUUACCCCAGGACAGGGAAUAUCGACCAAACUGUGAAUUUAAGUGCAGGUCCUAGUGAUGACGUCUUCAGUAGGAACAAGAUCACAGGCUGGGGACUAGCAAGUCAGUCCAGUGGUGCCAGUGCCCUCUUUCAGACCCAAGAGGCCUGGGGAAAAACUGAUGAAUCUCAGUUCAACUCUGGAAUCACAAGUCGUCAGAGUGAUUCCUACUUCGACCAGACGGAGGGUUGGGGCCACAUGGCCCGCUCAGAUCCUGUUCAUAGCCAAUGGAACCCUUUUCUCCAGAGCAACAAGGAUCGUUGGGAACAGACUGGGAAUUUCAGCACAGGUUGUCAGAGCGAUACCAGUUUCCCCUGGAAAGAGAGUUUCGCCCAGACAGGGAAUUCUGUGGGAUUGGGGCAUGAUGUGUUUCUGCCUCAUUCUGGAAGGAACAAUACCUGGGAUAAAAACAGUGGACACGCUGAGCUUGGCUUUCCUAGUGCCACCUUCAGGUCUCCGACUGAAACUACAGCCACAACCGCAUCACGGCAACAGCAGGCACAAGCACAGCCCAAGCAGUGGCACAUGGAGAUCAACAAACACAAGUACGUGCCACGGAAGAAGGUGCCAGCACGCGGCGGAAGUACAUUGCGGAUUUCGCCAAAGCAGGACGAUCAGGGGACAAGGGAUGCACAGGAUAACAACAGCAACAGCAGCAUGUUUCAGCAGCAAUUUACCAAUGGAUGCCAGCCGUCGUCGUACUACCAGGAUCACGUGGCAGGUUCCUUGCCUGUCGGUCCCGUCAACAGCGUGUGUUCGUCGCCAGUGUCGCGAUGGACGGGCCAGUUCAUGGCAGAGGCCUACCGCUUGUCGCCUGGCAACAGUGUAGGCUCGGCCACGAGGAUGGAGCAGGACAGGAAGAGGAGAGCAGGGAUGAGCUCGCUGGAGAGCCCGGCUUCAGGAUUCCCUCAAACCAAGAAGGGGAAGUUGUUUUACGAGCGGGUGCCAGGCAGGAGUGAUGGACAGACACGACUCAAAUUUUUCUGACUUCUCUCUCUCUUCCAUCUAUUUUUAUCCCUCUCUUACACCGGGUGAUUCAUAAUGGUAUUUGUGUGUUUUCAAUGCUGCUUAUAUAAUUCCUAUGUUUGAUGACAGGUUUGUGUUCCAACCACAAGGUACUUUGUAUUCACUUUUACUUCAAACAUGGUAUUUAUUGAAGCGUAUUUAUAUACUCCGUUGAAUGGGUUUGCAAGUAAGUUGGAAUGUGUUUUGCAGUUAACAUAUGUUCUUCUUUUCCAUAUAUUUUAUAUAUAUAUAUAUA